This is a messenger RNA of Acanthoscelides obtectus, 468 nucleotides long. NCBI's taxonomy places the organism in Eukaryota, Metazoa, Arthropoda, Insecta, Coleoptera, Chrysomelidae. The record is from the annotation of a GenBank genome assembly.
CGGAAUGUUAACGAAUCCAAACAUGAGAAGAGAACCAAAACUCCUCCACUGGAUUCUUUUUCACAUACUUAUGAUCUGCCAAUUCUCAAACCACCUGAAAAUUAUGAAAUUGGGAAGGAUGAUGCCGGAGGUGAACAAGAAGAGGAAGCAGUCGUUAGGUCUUGGACUUCCCGCGACCCACAUUUCGAGGCAGAAGAUAGAGGCAGACCUUCUUGGAUCAAGACUGAAGCAAUGGCAUCUACUCCAACCAGGAGUCGAUAUCACAGAACACAUUACCCUGCCAUUGAUGGAAUUUUAGAGGGGAAAGAAAAACCACCCUGAAAACUGUGAGGCUGUAAGUGAUGAGCAUGGUGGAAGAUUUCACCAAGAUAUAUCUGAAAUAGGAUGCAUUUAUUAGAGUCGUUGGGACGAGUCAAUGCUCCCCGCUACUGCUGGACUCUUUCUUCCAAGAGAUACUCCUGAUUCGGC